Eremomyces bilateralis CBS 781.70 is the source of this 1771-nucleotide messenger RNA. RefSeq names its product aldehyde dehydrogenase. The record is from RefSeq and is a predicted model, not a curated record. The coding region runs from base 1 to 1455 and encodes 484 amino acids. Lineage: Eukaryota; Fungi; Ascomycota; Dothideomycetes; Eremomycetales; Eremomycetaceae. Gene Ontology annotation, molecular function: succinate-semialdehyde dehydrogenase (NAD+) activity. The transcript is spliced from 3 exons.
AUGCAGUUGAAGGAUUCCAGCCUCUUCGUCCAAGAUGCUUUCAUUGACGGUGAAUGGGUCAGCAAGUCCAAGAAAUUUCCGGUCUAUGAACCCUCCUCUGAGACAGUUCUUGGCGAAGUCGCCAACUGUGACCUUGAAGACUUCAAGAAAGCCAUUUCUAGCGCCGAUGUCGCGCAGCGGGAAUAUUGGCUCUCCACCACCGCUCUCCAGCGGGGUGCGGCGCUGCGAACGUGGUACAACCUGAUCAUGGCCAACCAGGACGACAUCGCCCAAAUUCUGUGUCUCGAGAACGGCAAAACCUUCGCCGAAGCCAAGGGGGAAGUCGCCUAUGCCGCCAGCUUCAUUAGCUGGUUCUCCGAAGAAGGUACCCGAGCGUAUGGCGAGACGAUUCCCUCGCAAACGCCCCAUACCACGCUCAUGACCUUCAAGGAGCCGGUAGGAGUUUGUGGAAUCAUCACGCCGUGGAACUUCCCUGCCGCCAUGAUCACCCGGAAGAUCGCGCCCGCGUUCGCGGCGGGCUGCGCCGUCGUCAUCAAGCCGCCGUCGGAGACGCCCUUCACUUGCCUGGCGCUCACGAAACUGGCCGUGGAGGCGGGGAUCCCUCCGAAAUGUCUCCAGGUCUGUCCGACGAAGGAUCGGCAGGCGGCAACGGAACUCUGCACGAACCCGAUCGUGAAGAAGAUUAGCUUUACGGGUUCGACCGGAGUGGGCAAGAUGCUCGCGAAGCUGGCUGCUGACACUUUGAAGAAGUGCAGUCUUGAGCUGGGUGGAAACGCUCCGUUCAUCGUCUUUGAUGACGCGGAUGUUGACCUUGCUGUGGAGGGUGCCAUGUUCUGCAAGUUCCGAUGCACGGGUCAGACCUGUGUCUGUGCCAAUCGUCUCAUCGUUCAGAAGGGCAUUGCCCCUGCGUUCACGGCCAAGCUUGUUGAAAAGGUGGCCGCACUGAAGUUGGGCCCGGGUAUGGAUCCGUCCACCACACAAGGCCCCCUUGUCAACCGCGGCGGGGUCGACAAAGUCAAGGAGCACAUUAAAGAUGCAGUUUCCAAAGGCGCUAAGCUCGAGUUUGGCGGAGCCGCUCCCGACCACCCCGGGUUCUUCCAUGAACCCACUGUGCUGUCUGGCGUCACCCGCGAGAUGCUAGUCGCCUACGAUGAAACCUUCGGACCUCUUGCUCCGAUCUUCACAUUCGACAACGAGGACGAUGCCGUGAAGCUGGCCAACGACACUGAGUUUGGCCUCGCGGGAUACUUUUUCUCGAAAGACGUCGGCCGCGUGAUGAGGGUUGCGAGGAGGCUAGAGUGCGGCAUGAUCGGGGUCAACACCGGCAAGAUCAGCGCCGCAGAGGCUCCCUUCGGUGGAAUCAAGGAGAGCGGUUAUGGUAGGGAGGGGUCGCACUAUGGUCUGGCGGAAUACCAGAACAUCAAGAGUGUGACGAUUGGGAAUACGAACGUAUGACCUCGUUUUCUCUCCCUUCAGACAUGCGUUCCUGGCGUGAGGUCUUGACUUAAGGAUACAUAGAUCAGAUACCAAUCGACUAGCAAAUUGUAAUCGGCGUAACUCAUUCUCGUGGACGACUGGACAGGGUGCGCAAUGAAAGUGAAAGAUAAUGGACCAAAUUGACACAAGGCUGAAAGAGCAACGAAGGAGCAUGGACACAUCAUUUCUCUAGUCUAUUUCCAAGCGGCAAAAACCUACCGAUGUUGAAUUUGCAAAUCAAAGACUGCAAUGCCGUGUUGACUAUGCUGCCACUUACCGCACUUUGCUGGGAGGG